Hydra vulgaris (swiftwater hydra) is the source of this 459-nucleotide messenger RNA. RefSeq lists its product as uncharacterized. The record is from RefSeq and is a predicted model, not a curated record. Lineage: Eukaryota; Metazoa; Cnidaria; Hydrozoa; Anthoathecata; Hydridae.
AUGACUUGUAUUAGUUGCAAAGUUAUGGAGUCAAUUAUUGAUAAUAGUUUAAAAAGGUACCUUCAACUUAAUAACUUUAUCUCUAUUUACCAAUUUGGGUUCUUAAAGCGUAGAUCUACAUGUACACAGAUGCUAGCUUCUUUUAAUGAAUGGACCUCAGCUGUUAACAAGAAAAAGGAAGUUGAUAUUAUCUAUAUUGACUUCAAAAAGGCAUUCGACUCUGUAUCGCAUUCUAAGUUAGUGUGCAAAAUGAAUUGUUACGGCAUUAAGUACGAACUUCUAAAUUGGAUUACCAACUUUUUAACUGACCAAUCCGAAUGUGUUUGCAUUGGUGAUUGUCGAAUAAAGCUGUUUGCUGACGAUAGCAAAUUGUACCAAACGAGAGACGAAAAUAACAAUCCUGAGCUUAAAAUAUCAUUAAAAAAGUUCUCUGAUUGGACAGCUUACUGGCAACAAUAA